AUGCGGUCAGGGAAGAGGAUCAGUGAAGCCUCGGAUUGCUGUGAAGGUGACAGGUUUCAGCCUGUGGGAUUUAUGAGGAUGAAGCUGGGUGUGAAGCUGCCUUUCUCCCUGCUGCUCAGUCUCUCUGUCGCUGUGGGACUGUGCACGGCCCUCAGCAGACACAAAGAUGCAGACUUGUUCUGGAGAAGUCCAUCUAUUCAAGAGGCACCAACUAUAUUCCUUCGAGAUAUUGGGGACUCCUUCCUGCUGUACGAGUUCCUGGCUGGUGGUCUGAACAUUGAUGAGAAGAAUAUGAUCAGUCUGAUGGAUGAGGAGUUAGCAUCAACACGUCCAGCUUCCAUCUUCCUGGAGAUUGUAAACUCCCAGCUCCCAAAGAGCCCUGCUGCUCUCCGGAAAAGGCUGGAUGAGACUGUGAAUUUGGGAGAUACCUUUGAAAUGGACACCUUUGAACAACUGCUGCUGGCCUCAGUCUAUGUGGCACAUCGAGGUCACACCAGUGAUCAGGGAAACAGGCAGAUCUGGGGAGAUCUCUUCUGCUUGCUGGUGUCUCCACUGAUCCAGGACCUGACUGGGAUUAUGCCUAAUUGUUGAUCUCUCAGAUCCAAGUCUGCUGUGACGCAGUGACUUACUAUACCUGAUCAAUUUGAUUCGACCCACUCCCAACAGUACAGGAAUCAAUGAGAAGAAACUAGACUCUAUCAGGUACUGGGUUAUACUGGUCAUAAGCAGAUCCUACAGAAUGUUCCAUGUAGACACCCUCCAGGAUUACUGCUGUCUGCUGAGAGAUAGUGCAGCCUAUCUUUAGCUGAGACACCUAGGCUUCAGCUUCCACAAGUCUCAAUCUUCUCUCAUUACAGCCGCCUUUCAUCUCAAAUCCGAAUGCUUCAUCAUCACCAGCUCAUAACAAAACAUGUUAGCCCAGAUCAUUCCCUCCCAGUGAGGGACACUCUGAGUGAGGGAACGUUCAUUCACCCAUUGUUACAUGUCGUUUCUACAGUCUGUAAUUACUGUCGUUUGUGACUUUAGUGUUACAAUCCAACUCUACAGUCAGUAAUUACAGGCCAUUUCAACAGUACAUAGUUACAGCCUAUUUUGACAGUUUAUAACUACUAUCUAUUUCUGCAAUACAUUGUUGCUGUGCAUGUCUCCAAUCUAUCAUUACUGUCCGUGUCUGCCGUACGUUGCUCCCCCCUACUGGCAAAAGCAUGAAGCAUUAGCAAAAUCCAACAGAGAAAAUAAAUUUCCAAAAAGGCAGAGUUCUAAUUCCCUAUAUUCUGUCUGGAUCUUGUCCUUUAACCACAUGUAUUCAUUUUUCCUGAAAAUCCAGCAGACUGGAUUAAAUAAAACCAUUCUCAGUGGUAAUGGAACAGAGGGGAAAGCACAUUGGUAAACUCCUGUUGGUAAUAAAAAGGUGAAAGGAUUUCUUUUUCUCUUUUUAAAAGUUGAAAUUAUAGGCUCGCUGUCCCUCAGCCCUUUAUAACCCCAGGCUACCACACCCCAUGGAGCAGCUGCACCUUCAUUCCCCAGAUGGUAAUAUCUGAGUGACUGCUGUGUUUCUCAUCUGUUGAGGGAUCUUGUGAUGGCUUUGUUUAUCUUUCUCCCGGUGUCCCUCUUUUCUGUCAAACUCUGAUCUAAGUUGACCCUUGGGAGGCAUUUAUAUUCCAGACCCUUCUCUCUUGGAUUUCUCUUCCUCAUCCAUGUCCUCUGACAAUAGGAGUUGGGACAUUGUGUUGAGGUUGUAUGGAACAUUUGUGAGGCCUCUUCUGGAAUACUGUGUCCAGUUGUGGAAGGAAAUUAUCAAGCUGGAGAGGGUUCAAAUGAGAUUCACCUGGAUGUUGCCCCACCGAACUCAUCUCCACCUAUCUGGAUAACAAAGUGUGAAGCUGGAUGAACACAG
This is a messenger RNA of Stegostoma tigrinum, 1897 nucleotides long. Its product is annotated as protein FAM180A-like. NCBI's taxonomy places the organism in Eukaryota, Metazoa, Chordata, Chondrichthyes, Orectolobiformes, Stegostomatidae. The transcript has 3 exons. Bases 1 to 591 code for a protein of 196 amino acids. The record is from RefSeq and is a predicted model, not a curated record.